AUGGGGGGCGUGAAAGGGGAGCGCAAGGCCGCCUCGCCUUCCCCCUCCGCCCGGGGUCGGCUUUGGGCAAAAUAUUUCAAGGGGAAGAAACUUCAUGGGGAGAUGGACAUUAAAGUGGAACAGGCCGAGUUCUCCGACCUCAAUUUGGUGGCCCAUGCCAAUGGCAACUUCUCUGUUGACAUGGAGGUUCUACGCAAUGGUGUCAAGGUGGUCAGGAGCCUGAAGCCGGACUUUGUGCUGAUCCGCCAGCAUGCCUUCAGCAUGGCCCGUGGUGGAGACCAUCGGGGCAUUGUGAUUGGGCUGCAGUACGCAGGUGUGCCCAGUGUCAACUCCCUGCAUUCAGUGUACAACUUUUGUGACAAGCCAUGGGUGUUUGCCCAGAUGGUUCGUCUGCAUCGCAAACUUGGACCGGAAGAAUUCCCACUCAUUGACCAAACCUUCUAUCCCAAUCACAAGGAGAUGUUUGAUGAUCGAAGGGGUUUAUGA
Messenger RNA from Gekko japonicus, 486 nucleotides. Its product is annotated as synapsin-1-like. Gene Ontology annotation, cellular component: synaptic vesicle membrane; synaptic vesicle. NCBI's taxonomy places the organism in Eukaryota, Metazoa, Chordata, Lepidosauria, Squamata, Gekkonidae. Gene Ontology annotation, biological process: neurotransmitter secretion. Bases 1 to 486 code for a protein of 161 amino acids. The record is from RefSeq and is a predicted model, not a curated record. The transcript has 6 exons. Gene Ontology annotation, molecular function: ATP binding.